AUGAACUUUACUGUCUACUCGACCAAUGCUUAUAACUUGUUCGUCGAUCCGUUGGCAUUGAUUCUCAUAGGUACCUCGUUCAACGUGGAGGUGUUUAUAUUAGAGGACAUUGUCGUCUCUUUGCCCCGCCGAGCUAUCGUGGACGUAGUGUCCUUAGGUUGUGGUCUUGAAGAAACUGGCGCGCUGUUUGACGGAGACAAAACUGCAUCCCCUGCACAUCCUUGGCACAACAGCAAUCCGUUCGGCUGUCUAGCCAAUGAGACUUCCGAUGCUCAAGACCAAUUCUUUCUUCAGAAGCAAUGUGCUCUGCAGCAACCCUACUUGUGA
This is a messenger RNA of Suillus subaureus, 327 nucleotides long. RefSeq lists its product as uncharacterized. The transcript is spliced from 5 exons. The record is from RefSeq and is a predicted model, not a curated record. Lineage: Eukaryota; Fungi; Basidiomycota; Agaricomycetes; Boletales; Suillaceae. Bases 1 to 327 code for a protein of 108 amino acids.